AUGAGAACGCUCGUUGUAUUCCGAUUAGGUACGUUAUUAAAUUUUGUUAUUGAUUGGUUGAUUUUUGAAAUCACAUUACCAUGGCUGAUGCUAGUACAUCUAAUAUCAAUGACAUUACAGUUAGUAUCUGUUUAUGAAGUUACGUGUAUAGAGCAAGAUGUUGAGCAA
Molecule: messenger RNA, 168 nt
Organism: Gryllus bimaculatus (two-spotted cricket)
Lineage: Eukaryota; Metazoa; Arthropoda; Insecta; Orthoptera; Gryllidae
Source: the annotation of a GenBank genome assembly